GUACUCCUGCAAUGUGCUUGUACACCCAAUGUGCUUGCGAAUCACUGUUCUAAGUAUUCAUAGUAUACCCACCUCUUAUUUCACCACUACACCCAUUUGCAUUUUGCUGACCCUUUUUCAUAUUUGUUUUCGCAAGAUGUUGACAGACGCCUCACAGCAGGAGACUGUGGACAGUGUAGACACUGUGGAGAGUGUCUACUGGGGAUCAGCCCUUGCCCUCCUCCACUUCUGACGCUGGGACACAGUGUUUUUUGAAGCCCCCCCGAUGGUCUCACGGUAAAACUUGGGUAUUUUAAGGGGUAGUUAUUAGAUAUAGUCUCUAAAACAUUGCCAGUAUCUAUGCAAUCAGAACAUUUCCAUACACAUUGAUUAAAUUAAUACAUAGCCUACACCAAAAAACAUACCAGUUUAGAUUUGCCAUGAUUGUCUCAUGUUUGGGUAUGUUUACUGCCUCUCCACAGCUGUGCAGGUUAACCUGAAGCCCAAGAUGGUCAGCGUGGGCACACAGACAUCAUUCGGCACACAAACCUCCACUCCCCUUGCUAGUCCUGAACAGACAGAUGAAGAUGAUGAUAAUGCCUCUGUCAUCAGUGACUUAUCGUGAGUGCCCGAAGAGCCGAUGCAUGAGGAGGACUUGUUUGAUGAGGAGCCACCUUACAUGUGUGACCCCCAUCACAAGCUCAUUGGCAGCAGUAAAGUUGGAGAACAUAAUCACGAGGACUGCCUUACUGAAAGAUGUUCGACAGCUGUCUCCACAGCAUCAGACAUUCUCCCUUGAGGCUUACCACUCCCUCAUCUUGCACUUCGCACCCAAGCACACAGGGUUUUCAUACGUUGGGAUGUAUAGCAGGCUUCUCUUAGCGGCGCUGCAUUACAAUCACAAUGCCAACCGCGAGACAGCACGGAAAAGUGAUGGGACGGAGAAGUACUGCGUGCGGUAUCUGCGCUUCAGAAAAGGUGCCCAUGUGUCCCAUCAAAGAGGCAGCCUCAUACGGUUAUGCAACAUCAUUGAUGAAGGCCCUUCAGGAAAGCUACACCCAUUCACCUGCAGCUCUUCGAGAGACAAGUCCAAUGAUUUAGUUGUAAGUAUUUAUUUUAGUUGUUAUUUAUCUUCUUUCCUUCUGUCCCUGUCAUCUCAUUUGGUGGUGGUGGUUUCCUGUAUUCUGCAUGUUUUGUGUGUUGUUACUUUGGUUUUACUUUGCACUAAAUCAUUACUUUUUUCGUCUUUGUAAGUGGCAUUAAUUGUCGCUGUACCCCAUUCAAAGGGUCUUGCAUGCUGCAUGUCUGCUCCUCUGUCUGUUAUUUGCAUGAAAUUUGUUUUAUGUAAUUCAAAAUAAUUUACCAAUCAUUUUACCUGUGCCUUGUCAACCUCUGUGUGCGGUGUUGUCUGGGUUCACUGUGUGUCAGCUUGAUAUGCUUUUGCAUGUAUCACUGCAUAUGCAUUCAUGAAAGAGUGUGAGUGUGAGUGACUGUGUGUGAGUAAGUGAGUGUGAGUGAGUGCGAGAACCAUCAUUUGACCCUCAGGUAAGACCACACUUCUGCAGGCAAAAAAACAAUGUGCAAAGGUUUCAGGUCUAGCCCUUCAUCAGUGGGCUUUUUUUAUAUAGAUUUGUUUACUUGCAACCUGUGUCUUUGUUCAGUAAUCCUUGUCCUUGUUCAGUAAAUGUUUAGUAACCCUUACAAGCAAU
Messenger RNA from Xyrauchen texanus (razorback sucker), 1688 nucleotides. RefSeq lists its product as uncharacterized. The record is from RefSeq and is a predicted model, not a curated record. The transcript has 5 exons. Lineage: Eukaryota; Metazoa; Chordata; Actinopteri; Cypriniformes; Catostomidae. Bases 561 to 1232 code for a protein of 223 amino acids.